AUGAGUGGAGGAAAUAUCAAAGUCGUUGUACGGUGUCGUCCCCUGAACUCGAGAGAAUUGGCACGAGGAGCGACAUGUUUGAUUCGUAUGGAAGGCGACCAAACGGUGCUUAGUCGACCACCCGAUAGUAAGACCGGCAAGGACUCUGAGGAUAUCAAGGCCUUCACAUUUGACAAGUCAUAUUGGUCCGCCGACAAGAAUGCACCCAACUAUGCCGACCAGCAAACAGUGUAUAACGAUCUUGGCGAAGAGCUACUCAAUCAUGCCUUUGAUGGAUAUAAUUGCUGUAUCUUUGCUUAUGGUCAAACCGGCUCCGGCAAGUCUUAUUCGAUGAUGGGUUAUGGUGAAGAUCAUGGUAUCAUUCCUCGCACAUGCUCAGAGCUCUUUGAACGUAUCAACCGCAACGACGAUCCCAACUUGACCUAUCGUGUGGAGGUGACCUACAUUGAGAUCUACAAUGAAAAGGUGCGAGAUCUAUUGAAUCCAAAGAACAAGGGCAAUCUCAAGGUGCGAGAACAUCCAAGUACGGGUCCUUAUGUCGAAGAUCUUUCACGUGCAGCAGUCAAAUCGUUUAAUGAUAUCAAUAAUCUCAUGGAUGAUGGCAACAAGGCUAGAACUGUGGCUGCUACCAACAUGAAUGAAACAUCUUCAAGAUCACAUGCUGUGUUUACUUUGUUCCUGACACAGAAACGCCACGACGAGAUAACCAAUCUUGAUACCGAAAAAGUGGCUAGAAUCAGUCUAGUGGAUUUGGCAGGAAGUGAACGUGCCAACAGCACAGGUGCAACGGGUGCUCGACUCAAAGAAGGCGCCAAUAUCAAUCGAUCACUUACGACCUUGGGCAAAGUCAUUGCAGGUCUGGCAGAGCAAUCCUUGAAUGAAGGCAAAAAGAAAAAGUCAAAGGAUGUCUUUAUUCCUUAUCGAGAUUCGGUUCUCACUUGGCUUCUCAAAGAUUCUUUGGGUGGCAAUUCCAAGACGGCCAUGAUUGCUGCCAUUUCACCUGCCGACUAUGAUGAAACACUCAGCACAUUGCGUUAUGCCGAUCAAGCCAAAAAGAUCAAGAACAAGGCUGUGGUGAAUGAAGAUGCCAAUGCAAAGAUGAUUCGUGAGCUCAAGGAGGAAUUGGAGAUGCUACGUGAUCGAUUACGCACCUAUGCACCUGAGGAAGUUGAGCAACUUACAGCCAACAGUGUAUACAAAAGCAACAGCACCAAACUCGCAAAGAAACGGCAUUCAGUUCCAGCACCACCCACACAACCUGCCGCUCAAAUGAAACCUACCAGCAGCGAGUUUGAAAUUGUGGUGGAUAGCCAAGGUGUGAAAAAGAAGAUGACCAAGCAGGAGAUUAUCGAUCAGCUACAGAGCUCAGAAAAGUUGCUGGCCAACCUAAACGAGACGUGGGAGGACAAAUUGGAGAAGACCAAAGCGAUUCAUUUGGAACGAGAAAAGGCAUUGGAAGAGUUGGGCAUUUCGGUGCAUAAAGACAAUGUGGGCGUGUAUGCACCUAAAAAGAUGCCUCAUUUGGUGAAUCUCAACGAAGACCCGCUCAUGUCCGAAUGUCUCAUGUAUCAGCUCAAACUCGGCAUUACCAAAGUCGGCAGAGAAGACAGCGAGCAGCAGCCUGAUAUUCGCCUUUCGGGAUCCAACAUCCUAAACGAGCAUUGCUCAUUUGAGAAUAACAAUGGUGUGGUGUCCAUUCAUCCACAUGGUGAUUCGGUGACCAUGGUGAACGGUGUACGUAUUUCAGAGCCCCGUCGAUUGAAAAGUGGUUAUCGUAUUAUUCUUGGUGAUUAUCACAUUUUUCGAUUCAACAAUCCUGAGGAGGUGCGUCGUGAACGAGGUUUAGCCAAGACGGCUGUUGAGAAUGCUAUGAGCAGUAAUGGCAAUCCAUCAGCGACUACAACGGCAGGCGACGAUGAUGAACAACGACCCGAGUCUCCUACUGAAAGCAGCAGCAUGAUUGGAUCAGAGAUUAUUGAUUGGAAUUAUGCAAGGCGUGAAGCAGUGCUAAAGUAUUAUGCCAACGAACGCAAUUUUGGUGAUAUGAAGGAUGAGGAUUUGGAAAAGCUCUAUGACGACAUUACUCGUAUACGCAACUCACGUCGAUCAAGAUCGGGAAGCAGGUCCGAAAUCGGUGAUCUUAUUGCUGAUGAUGAAUCUACCACGCGUGGGAGUAGGAGUGUACGCGAUUCAGCUGCCAUGACCGUUGUAGGCGAUGGCUCAGAAAGCGUGCUUACGGAUGCAACAUGUGUCACCAAUGGAUAUGACAAGUAUCGUGCAGAAACAGAGAAAUUGCAAAAGGAAUUGCAUGAUCAAAAGCGAAGAUACGAAGCUCGUCUAAGUCGCAUGUCACGUCAAUUUUCACAACAACAAAUCACCACUGGAUAUACAGAGGAGCAAUUGGCACUUAUUCAUAAGGUGGUGGCUCGAUGGAAGAAAUUACGUCAUGUGACCAUGGCCGAAGUGGUGUUGACCAAUGCCGUCCUACUCAAAGAAGCCAACAUUAUAUCUCGAGAACUCAACAAGGAUGUCUUGUACCAGUUUGCGAUCAUAGAGGAUGGCCAAUUUUCCAAUCCAAUGUCUUAUUGGGAAACAACAUCGGCUUUACAUCAAUUCGAGACGGAUGAAGAUACGACCUUGAUAUCAACACCAAAACCUUGCAUUGGGGUACGCGUCAUUGAUCGCAAACACCAAGUCAUUUAUGUAUGGUCAUUGGAACGACUCAAGUUGAGGCUUCACAAGAUGCGUAAUCUAUACAACUUUAUUGAUCGACCCAUGUAUCGCAGCCAUUUUAAUUGGGAGGAUCCCUUUUUCGAGAAUCCAUGUCCUCGUUAUACAUUUGUUGGAAGCGCGGCAACAGCUAUUCGUAAUCUCGCCUAUCGACAACCCUACGAGAGCAAUGUGGAGGUGAUUUGUCGAUCCACAGGUCAAAUCAAAGGAAAGCUUCGUGUAUUGAUUCAGCCCAAAGCACUUUCGGUGGCCAUCCCCAAAAGUCGACCUGAUGAUGAAUUACUGGAAAAUGGUGGCGAAGGUGAUGAUGACACUAUGGUUCAUGUGGGCCAGCAAAUGCUUUUUGAGGUGCAAUUAUUGGAAUUGGCUGGAUUGAUUGACGCUGAUUACAAUGAGGUGCAUGUACAAUUUCGGUUGUCGUCCUUUGGUGGUAUCUCAGCCCAUUCAACGGCAGAAAAGGUAUUCGCCACCGAGCCUAUUAGCGACUUUGAAAAUGGGCCCAUUCCUCUCAAUUACAGCCAAAACUUAUCGAUUGUGGUGACACACAAUGUGAUGGAUGUCAUGUUGCAUGGCAUGAUUUCGUUUGAAGUCUAUGGUCUUGCGCAAACAAGGGUCUUGUCACAAUACGAGCGAUGGGAUGAUCAACGUGAGAAGCCACGACUAGCCGACCUUUUAGCAGCGAAUCGAUUCACGAAUUUAUCACCCUCUUCUUCUUCUUCCCAUCACUAUGGCAACCACCAUCAGAAUCAUAACAUGCAUAAUGAUGACGCCACCAAUUUGGAACGACGACCUGAAGAAGAGCUCUUAUCAGCUGAACGACAUGAUGUGGUGGCAUGGGUACAAGUAUGUGAGCUUGCUCCCAAUGGCGAGUAUUUACCGGUUCCUGUCACGGCACAAAAUGCAUUGGAUCGAGGUGUAUUUACAUUACGACAAGGUCUGCAACGGCGUAUAUGUAUUGUGUUGUCACAUACAUCAGGACAUCAAUUUGAAUGGAGUCGUGUUGUCAAGGCAUCCAUUGGCCGAGUGCGAUUACUUGAUCCCAAAGGUCGCAUCAUUGAUUCACCUACACAUGACGAUGUAGCCAUCAAGCUUUUAUCAUCACAGCAACACGUGGUGUACAACAAUGAUGGCACCAGCCAAUUGGUGGCCCAAGGAGCAUGGGAUAGUUCACAGCAUGAAUGUUUGUUUCUCAAUCGCAUUACGUCGUCCAACAGUCGCAUCUUAUUACACCUAAAGUGGGAAAUUGAAGCUGAAAAGUGUUCCAAGCCCAUUCAAUUUUCAAUGGACAUUGCUGUACAAAUUCAAGGUCGAGAUGCUGCUAUAGGACGUUCAAGGCUACGCAAAUUACUUGGCUCGGAUAAACAGUUACCAAAGUGCAGUGCCAUCUUCCUAGUGAAUUUACGCCCACCCAUGACACGACGUCUUUCCCAGCUAUGGAGGCUCAACACCGUAUCCAAAUAUGUCAGAGGAGAAGAAUUUCUUGGAUCAUGGCGACCUCGUGGUGUAUCUCUGGUCAAUGAUUACAAACAUAUUUGUGCACGUAUUCGACGCAAAGAGCAAGUUGAGUUUACACGUCAAUUUUUGUCAUUGAGGCAAACUAUGCUAUCGCGUGACAAGGAACAAGCAUCAUCGUCAUCGUCAUCAGCGGCAGCAGGACGGGUCAACGGUCAUCAUCACAAGGGCGAUGACGAUGUCCUUUCUGAAACUGAGCAAUCUUUGGCCAAGAAAGUCCUGGAUUUAUGGAAGCGUAAAUAUGGCACUGAUAAAGAGAUUGUUAUUAGCCAAGAUCCACCUAUUCCAGGGAUGCCAGACUUUGAAGCACUACAUGAGUCACGAAGCAGUUCCAAAUUACUGGCUGAGGUCAAGCUUGUCACUCAAACUGAUAAUGUAUCUAAGCGUGGAUAUCUUGUGUAUCAAGAAAGCGCUGUUCAUGACAAGUGGAUCAAGCGUUGGUUUGUUGUUCGUCGUCCCUACAUCUAUAUUUAUUCAAAUCAUUCUGAAACCGAUGAGCAAGGUGUCAUCAACGUGUCUUCCGUGCGUAUCGAUUACAAUCGAGCUUUGGAACAAAUGAUAGAGCGGCCCAACGUAUUUGCCCUUUAUACCAACAACAAUGCAUACACCCUGCAGGCUAGCUCCAGAACGGAUAUGAUUGAUUGGAUCUCCAAGGUGGAUCAAAUGUUUCCCAUCGACAAGUUAAAGAACGAUACUCUGUAA
Lichtheimia ornata is the source of this 4944-nucleotide messenger RNA. RefSeq lists its product as uncharacterized. Gene Ontology annotation, molecular function: microtubule motor activity; ATP binding; microtubule binding. Bases 1 to 4944 code for a protein of 1647 amino acids. NCBI's taxonomy places the organism in Eukaryota, Fungi, Mucoromycota, Mucoromycetes, Mucorales, Lichtheimiaceae. Gene Ontology annotation, biological process: microtubule-based movement. The transcript has 10 exons. The record is from RefSeq and is a predicted model, not a curated record.